Messenger RNA from Humulus lupulus (European hop), 3484 nucleotides. Its product is annotated as kinesin-like protein KIN-14Q. Bases 304 to 3249 code for a protein of 981 amino acids. The record is from RefSeq and is a predicted model, not a curated record. NCBI's taxonomy places the organism in Eukaryota, Viridiplantae, Streptophyta, Magnoliopsida, Rosales, Cannabaceae. Gene Ontology annotation, molecular function: microtubule binding; microtubule motor activity; ATP binding. The transcript has 14 exons. Gene Ontology annotation, biological process: microtubule-based movement.
AAGCGAGUCAUCCAAAGAAAUUGCAUACUGAAUGCCUCCAUUAACAAAAUCAACGCCAUUUUUUUGCCUUCCUUUUAUAUGUUUUUUUUGGGUAAUCAUUGCUUUCCUUUUUCAUUCUAUCUCAAAUUAAAGCCCCCAAAGAAAAGACCACACUUCAAUUCAAAUACAGUACCCGUUCCAUUCUCACCUCAUUUCUCCAUUUGAUUUUUGAAGUUUUUACUUCACAUGGCUCAUUGUCCUCUUCUCUAAUUUGCUUCGCCUGUGCUUGAUCCAUAUCACAUCGCGUUCCCAAUCUUUUCAGCAAUGGCGGAUCCUGAUUCUCCAGUAUCAGGCCGAUCUGAGACGGGAUUUUCCCUCACAUCUCCUCAUUUGGUUAUCGGCGAACAAUCACCUGAUUUACUUCAUGAACCACAGAUGAAUUAUUCGGAUUCCCAUGAGUUUUUGGACAACAAUUGGCAUCAGAAGUUGGGGGCUUCUGUAGAAUUGUCUUUAGAGAAUGGCAUCGAUGAAUCUGAAAUUAAGAACACCCAUAACACCCCAUCUGUGAAGUUUUCCACGAUAUGUCAAACUUUUGAACAUGAUUUAUCUCCUGAAGCAUCUUUUGAGCUCCCUCCUCCGCCCGAAUUCGAAGACAACUCGCAGGAAGAUCUUUUUCCUGUUACAAGCAUUGAUGUGGGAUUCGGUAAUGGCGAAGCUUCGCACAUAGGUGUUGAGAGUGUGCCUCAAAUAGACGAUAUCCAGUCACCAAUGGAUAUUUGUGAUUCCGAGGUUGAAGGAGACUAUAAGAAGCUGCUUGAAGAUUAUCACUCUCAGAAAAAGGAAUUAGAGGAGAUGAGGACAGUGCUAGAGGAGCUUAGGAGGGAGAAUCAUGCAAAGAGUGGAGAAUGCGAGGAAGCUUGGAAGUCUUUAAAGGAGCUCCAGAAUGAGCUCAUGCGCAAGUCAAUGCAUGUCGGAUCUUUGGCUUUUGCCAUAGAGGGACAAGUUAAGGAGAAGGGCAAAUGGUUCUCAUCACUAAGAGAUUUGACCAGAAAGCUAAAGAUUAUGAAAAUGGAACAAAUUAAGCUAGCGGAAGAGGCAUCUGCCUAUAGAAAGUGCCUAGCGGAUAUGAAAGAACUGAGCUCUACUAUUAAUUUUACUGUUAAUCAGCAAAUAGAUUUGAAUGAACAUCUCAAGGCCAAAUUUGUUGAAGGAGCCAAAGAAAGGAAAGAGCUUUAUAACAAGGUGUUAGAGCUGAAAGGAAACAUAAGGGUCUUUUGCCGCUGUAGGCCUCUCAACACUGAAGAAAUUGCGGCUGGUGCUUCAGUGGUUGUUGAUUUUGAAUCUGCUAAAGAUGGUGAGCUCAUUGUAAAGUCAAAUGGGGUUGUGAAGAAGACCUUCAAGUAUGAUUCUGUAUUUUGCCCGCAGACAGACCAAGCUGAUGUCUUCAAAGAUACAGCUCCAUUUGCAACCUCAGUUCUGGAUGGAUACAAUGUCUGCAUAUUUGCUUAUGGGCAGACUGGGACUGGUAAAACGUUUACCAUGGAGGGAACAGAAGAAGACCGGGGAGUAAAUUUUAGGAUUCUCGAGGAACUGUUUCACAUAAUUAGAGAGCGUCAGAAGCUGUAUAGAUAUAGUGUAUCUGUAAGUGUCUUAGAAGUCUACAAUGAGCAAAUACGAGAUUUACUUGGUUCAGGAACUCAAGCAGGAGUAGCUGCAAAAAGGCUUGAAAUAAGACAGGUGGGUGAGGGGAUUCAUCACGUGCCAGGUCUUGUUGAGGCACAUGUAAGCAACAUGAGUGAAGUCUGGGAAGUUCUUAAAACUGGCAGUAAUGCAAGAGCUGUUGGCUCAACCAAUGCCAAUGAGCAUAGCAGUCGAUCCCACUGCAUCCAUUGCGUGAUGGUGAAGGGAGAGAAUUUGAUGAAUGGGGAAUGCAUAAGAAGCAAGCUAUGGUUGGUGGAUUUAGCCGGAAGUGAGCGAGUAGCAAAGACUGAAGUGCAAGGAGAGCGACUAAAGGAAACACAAAACAUAAAUCGAUCUCUUUCUGCGCUUGGUGAUGUCAUAUCUGCACUUGCAACCAAAAGCCCCCACAUCCCUUUUAGGAAUUCCAAGCUCACCCAUUUACUGCAAGACUCUUUAGGAGGAGAUUCGAAGACGCUCAUGUUUGUACAGAUCAGCCCGAAUGAAAGUGACUUAGGCGAGACCCUCUGCUCACUCAACUUCGCAAGUAGGGUAAGAGGAGUGGAGUUGGGGCCGGCAAAGAGACAACUGGACACUUAUGAAUAUUUGAGAUACAAGCAAUUGGCUGAAAAAGCAAAGCUAGAGUUAAAGAGCAAGGACGUUCAAAUUAAGAAACUGGAAGAAACUGUACAGGGACAAGAACUGAAGAUAAAAGAGAGAGACGUUAGGAACAAAAGCCUGCAAGAGAAGGUAAAAGAAUUGGAAUCACAACUUCUAAUUGAGAGAAAGCUAGCACGUCAGCAUGUCGACACGAAGAUAGCUGAGCAGCAAAUAAAAAAUCAGCAAGAAGAGCAGAUUAAAGCACCGAUCAGACCACCUCUUGGAAGCCGGCCAUUAGUAAGUCUCAAGAAUGUCAAUGACCCAACAAGUGCUCCGGUUAAAGAUCAAGAAAAUUCCAUCCAACCUCUAGUUGAAAAGAACAGCUACAAAGCCCAACCCCAAGUGCCCUUUCGUCCAAUGAAUGAAUUUGUCAAGUACAUCGAUGCAACAGAAAAAGAGAACAACCCUGAUGUGGUCGAACAGGUUUUUCUGCCAAGUAGAACUGGAAGAGCCUCUAUAUGCCCUAUGGCAAGGAGAAUGCCAGCAUUACCAGCUCCAAGGCGCAACUCCCUUAUACCACUCCCAAGCACUCCAAACACCGCACAGCUCCCGCUCCAAUUCUUACCAUUGGCGCCCUUUUCUGCUGAUAAGAAGGAUGAUACAGAUGAUCCUGAAGCCAACUGCUUGCCUAGACAGGCACCUUGUGACAGUCCAAAAGUAACUAGGACUGGCAGUAGGAAGAUAAGCAGCAUACUAAGGCGAAGCCUCCACAAGAGAAUUCAACCAAAAUCUCCUACACAACAGCACAUGAAAAGAGGUGUAAAUGUUGGAAUGGAGAAGGUUAGACUCUCUAUUGGUAGUCGAGGGAGACUAGCACAGAGGGUAUUGCUCAGCAAUGGUCGAAGACCUGGACCUAAAGGAGUGCAGAAGCAGAGUCAGAAGGAAAAAGAAAAGGAAAGAGGUUGGAAUAUAGGAACUGUAGGAAGAGGAUGACAUAUACAAGUAGUAUGAUGUAUACAGAUAUAUUUAUCGACACUGACAGAAGAUGGUUGAUUAUUCUUGUAGCGCUUAUGCUGCAAUGUAGAGUGUGAUUGUUUAUCAGGAUGUUGCCUAAUCAUCCGACUCAUUUUGUAUGCAUGAGUCAUGAAUGUACAGAACUAGUAGUUUGACGAUUGUGUGUAUUUUUCCUGACGCUUGACAUUUUCUCUAUGAAAGGAAGUUUUGUGUG